Messenger RNA from Symbiodinium sp. CCMP2592, 423 nucleotides. The record is from the annotation of a GenBank genome assembly. NCBI's taxonomy places the organism in Eukaryota, Dinophyceae, Suessiales, Symbiodiniaceae.
AUGGAUGCCGAUUGGUAUCGGGACAUCAUUCUGGCGGGAAGGGGAGCAGCUGCAGAGAAGGCUCCAGGCGAGGCCUCGUGGGCUGGCGAGAGGCGCGAGUGGGAGUACAUCCGGAUUCCCGGUUUGCGCUAUCUGCCUGGACUACUGUGUCCGAAUCACGGCCGUGUUCAGAGUAACCGCUCCUCCGACUUAGCCGAGAUGCUGCGACGCCAUCCGGGUGAGACUGGCUUAGCCAUCGAUCAUUUUGCCGCCCUCGUGCUGUGCGACGCUACGUAUCAAGUGCUUACGUUGCCAGACAAGCCAGGCUCCCUAAUCCCAGACAGAACGAAUCAACCGGGCCAGGGCCUUCCUGGUGUUUGGCUUAAGUCUGUGGCUGCGGAUGGGGUGAUCCAGGAGGAGGCACUUCACAAACAGGGCAUCUGA